AUGGAGGCCAGAGAUAAGCAGGUUCUCCGCUCCCUUCGGCUGGAACUGGGGUCAGAAGUUCUUGUGGAUGGACUCAUUCUUCAAUAUCUCUACCAGGAAGGGAUCUUGACAGAAAACCAUGUUCAGGAAAUCAGAGCCCAGUCCACAGGUCUCAGGAAGACCAUGAUGCUGCUGGAUAUUUUACCUACACGAGGACCCAAAGCCUUUGACACCUUCCUCGAUUCCCUGCAGGAAUUUCCCUGGGUGAGGGAGAAGCUGGAGAAAUCACGAGAGGAAGCCGUCCAAGAGCCGCCAAGUACAGGUAACCAAGCAAGUCAAAUCCCUCCCCAUGUUCUGACAAGCUCCCCCUCUGAUCAGCAGAUUAACCAGCUGGCCAGGAAGCUGGGCCCUGAGUGGGAGCCCGUCGCGCUGUCCCUGGGUCUGUCACAGAGAGACAUCUACCGCUGCAAGGUCAACCAUCCCUACAAUGUGCAGUCCCAGAUCGUGGAGGCCUUUGUCCAGUGGAGGCAGAAGAACGGGAGCCAGGCGACCAUCCAGAGCUUGCAGAAGGGGCUGGUGGCCAUGGAUGUGGACCCUUCCGUGCUCCAGCACAUGUUAGAGUAAACCACUUUGCCAUCCCUUUCUCGGCUCCUCAGUGAAUCCAAUGUGCUGAGCCAUUAGACUUUGCUUUAAGGCAGGUGUCUUACAGUGUUUUCUUUUUUCAUUUUUCUGUAGACGAAGUGGAAUGAGUGGCUCGACUUGACAGCUUACUUUUAAGACCAGAUCUCUUAAGAGAUCUUAGCUGUUUACUGAAAUUUUCAUUUUAAAAAAUUGCACGAGGCAACGAUUGAUUUUUGACUGUUGAGAGAUCACUGGGUUUCUUUUUCAAAUGCAACAUCCCUAUCACAAAUAUAGACACCCUGUACUCAAGAUGUUUUCUUUGCAUUGGCUGAGAAGGAAAUACAGACUUUGCUGUCCAUUAUAAUUAUGAUAGGAACAUUAUAAGUCCUGCUUUUACCAGUAAAAAAAGGAAUUCUUACCAUAACAAGCCCUCCCCCAGAAGUCAUUGGAGUUUUUUCCCCCUCCUGAGACUAAAUAGGUUAAGAAAGCAAAAUUACCAUAACUAAUGAGACUUCCAGAGAGACCAUAUGAUGUAGGGAAUAGAGCUGAUGGCUUUGGAGUCUGGGAGACCUGAUUUCAAGUCCUGACCAGAGCUGGCUAUAUGACCCUGGGUAAGUCACUACAAUCUAUCCAUAUCCCCAGGGAAUUCUCUGUGAUUACACAUUGCAGAGAAGGUACUGGUCUACAUUAAAAACAAAAACAAACAACAAAAAAAAACAACCAGAUCCAGUAAAAAAAAAACCAUUACUUUUUCAGGUAUAAUAGAUAGAAGUUAUUGAAUCAAUGAACAUUUAUUAGAUGUUUUUAUGUGCCAGCUAAGCUGUGUAACUUUGGACAAAUCCCUUUCUCGGCCUCAGUUUUCUCCUCUUAAAAUGAAUAGGUUGGUCUUUAUGAAGAACCCUUUCUGCCUCUGCAUCUGUAAUCCUCUGAGACAUCCUACUUGGCACUGGGGAAAGGGGAAAAUCAAAGUCUGGGCCCUUAAGGAGGGAAGGGGAACAAGAUCAACAUGUGCGUAGCUAAAUAAAUACAAAUAAACAUCACGGUGGAGAGAGUACUGGGUCUGACCUCAGGAACUUCCCAUGUUCGAAUCCUGCCUCAGAUACUUUCCUGACUGGGGGACUCUGGGAAAGUCAUUUAACCUCUGCCUGCCUCCAUUUGCUCAUCUAUGAAAUGGGGAUAAUAACAGCCUCUCCCUCCCCCAGGAGGCUGUGAGGAAUAAGUGAGAUAAUAGUCAGAGGAAAGAGUCAUUUCUUUCUUUAAAAACAAAACAAAACAAAACAAAAACUCUUACCUUUUACCUUCAGAUC
Molecule: messenger RNA, 1907 nt
Organism: Gracilinanus agilis (Agile Gracile Mouse Opossum)
Lineage: Eukaryota; Metazoa; Chordata; Mammalia; Didelphimorphia; Didelphidae
Gene: CRADD
Product: CASP2 and RIPK1 domain containing adaptor with death domain
Exons: 2
Coding region: 1-603 (200 amino acids)
Biological process (GO): signal transduction; regulation of apoptotic process
Molecular function (GO): protease binding; death domain binding
Source: RefSeq, a predicted model, not a curated record